This is a messenger RNA of Alligator mississippiensis (American alligator), 3130 nucleotides long. RefSeq names its product polo like kinase 3 (gene PLK3). Bases 694 to 2433 code for a protein of 579 amino acids. Gene Ontology annotation, cellular component: cytoplasm; spindle pole; centrosome. Gene Ontology annotation, biological process: regulation of cytokinesis; Golgi disassembly; DNA damage response. Gene Ontology annotation, molecular function: protein binding; ATP binding; protein serine/threonine kinase activity. The record is from RefSeq and is a predicted model, not a curated record. Lineage: Eukaryota; Metazoa; Chordata; Crocodylia; Alligatoridae. The transcript is spliced from 15 exons.
AGGCGAUGCCAUGGUGGUGGGGGGCGGCAGGAGGCUCCUUGCCCCCCCCUUGGCUGGCUUGUGCGGAUGCCAGGAUGGGUUUGGGAGCCAUGGAAACCCCCCGGUCGCGUGUGUCUGCGCGUGUCUGCGUGAGUGCAAGGGGGGAGGGCGGCUGUAGGCACCGACACUUCCACCCCCAGCGUCAGCCCCCCAUCGUGUUGCCCCACAGGGCUGACUGUGCCCCCUGCCUCUGCCCCUGGAGGACGUGGCUGCCACCCCCCAGGCUUCGGGGACCGCGGCUGCUUGGGGCUCAUGCAGCGGGGUGCGAGGGUGAAGCAGCGGCUGGGCGUGGGAGGCGGCUGCUUUUCCAGCCUCGGCCCGGGCGGACUCUUGCAUCACGGCAGGGAAAACCUGCCUGGGCAGCUCUCCCUUUCGGUGGCCUGCCCUCUUCCCACUCACUUCCCAUGGGCAGGACUUUCCAGCCCGGCCUGGGGCCCGCGGCCGCUUGCUCGCUCCUUGCGCAGGAUUUUGCAGAAGUGGUUGCAGAAACCCCGGGCCACGCGCUUGUCACGCUUCCCAGCUGAGGACAUGGAGCCUGAGCAAGAGCCGGGCUUUCGGCCACGUGGCCGGGGGAGCGGUCAGGAAGGCGCGUGGAAAUGACUGUCCUGGCAGAGUUGAGAGUCUGGGCGAGGCGGCUUUGCCAGGUGCUACGAGAUGACCGAUCUCUCCAGCCACAAGACCUAUGCCGUGAAGGUCAUCCCCCACAGCCGCGUGGCCAAGCCGCACCAGCGGGACAAGAUCCUCCAUGAGAUCGAGCUGCACCGCGACCUGCACCACAAGCACGUGGUCAAGUUCUCCCAUCACUUCGAGGAUGCCGAGAACAUCUACAUCUUCCUGGAGCACUGCAGCAGGAAGUCGCUGGCACACAUCUGGAAGGCCCGGCACACGCUGCUGGAGCCCGAGGUGCGGUACUACCUCAAGCAGAUCAUCUCUGCCCUCAAGUAUCUCCACCUCCGAGGCAUCCUGCACCGGGACCUCAAGCUGGGCAACUUCUUCAUCAAUGAGAACAUGGAGCUGAAAGUGGGCGACUUCGGCCUGGCCACCCGGCUGGAUGCUGCCGACCAGAAGAAGACGAUCUGCGGCACCCCCAACUACCUGGCCCCAGAGGUGCUGCUGCGGCAGGGCCACGGCCCCGCCUCGGACGUGUGGUCCCUGGGCUGCGUCAUGUACACACUGCUGUGCGGCAGCCCCCCCUUCGAGACCUCGGACCUGAAGGAGACGUACCGCUGCAUCAAGCAGGUGGAGUACACCCUCCCGGCCUUCCUCUCUGCCUCCGCGCGCCAGCUCCUGGCCGGCAUCCUGCGCCGCAGCCCCCACGACCGCCCCACGCUGGAGGAGAUCCUGGACCACGAGUUCUUCCGAGCAUACACACCGGACAAGCUCCCACCCAGCAGCUGCAUGAUGGCCCCGGAGCUGACUCCUCCCAACCCGGCCAAGAGCCUGCUUGCCAAAGUCACCAAGACACUGUUUGGGAAGAAGAAACCCAGAGCUAAGAAGGGCCCGGUGGAGGACAAAGAUGACCUCUCCAAGCUGGUUGCUGGCUUCAUGAAGACCUCGCUCUGCCGACAGACCAGCUACAAGACUAUGGAGGGGAACGAGGUUUCCCCCGGGUCAGGCCAGACGGCCUCCCUCAGCCCGGGCGAGACGCUGGCCGAGGAGGGCUCCCGCAAGUCCGUGUCCCGCUCGGCCGGAGGCACGAUGGCCAGCAGCUGUGAAGCCCUCAACGACUGCGUCCCGGCCUCGGUGCUCGUCGAGUCAACCGUCAAGCUCCUGACCAGCUGCCUCUCCUCCAUGCCUCCAGCUGAGAGGAACCCGGCGUCCCUGGCCCAGCACGAGCCCUUCGUGUGGGUGAGCAAGUGGGUGGACUAUUCCAACAAGUACGGCUUCGGCUACCAGCUCUCGGACCGUGCUGUCGGCGUCCUCUUCAACGACGGCACCCACAUGGCCCUCUCCGCCAACCGCCGCAUGGUGCAUUACCACCUGACCGGCAGCAAGCACGUGGCCUUCCGCGCCACGUCCGUGCCCCCCGCGCUGCAGGGGCAGCUGGGCAUCCUGCGGUACUUCACCUCCUACAUGGAGCAGCGUCUCAUGAAGGGUGGAGACCUGCCCAGCCUGGAUGAGGGCAGGCAGCCGGCCCUGCUGCUGCUGCAGUGGGUGAAGACCGACCUGGCCUUGCUUAUGCUCUUUAGCAACGGCACCAUCCAGGUGAACUUCUACACGGACCACACCAAGGUGAUCCUGAGCGAGGCUGCUGGCCUGCUCACCUACGUCAGCCGGGACCGUAGCUCCUACACCUACAAGCUGAACAGCCUGCGGGAGCUGGGCUGCACCCCCGAGCUCCAGCGCCGCCUCCGCUACGUCCUCAAGCUGCUGCAGGACCAGGCUGAGACCUAGGCGCCGUCUGCACCUUUUCCCGGGCUCGCAACCUCCAUUGCCCUCACAGCUGGCACCCGGCUCCCCCAGGGCCAUCGUCACCGCUGGGCGAGGUGACCUUCUCUCCAGUCGGCUGCUGGCGCUCGGGUGGAGAUGCUCCCGCUGGUGCUGUCAGCCGUGCACUGGGCUGGUGCUGGGGUCUGCUUGGGGGCACCUACUGCUUUGCCCCCAAGUGCAGCAAGCAGCAGCCACUCCCCAGUGGCACCACCCUGGUGUGGGAGUCUGUGCAAGCUCUGCCUUCAGGCUCCAGCCCCUGGCUGGGCUGGGCUGGGCAGGGCUGGCGUCUUGGCAGCGGCCAGCGCUGCAGCAUCUCCCAGGGCAAGAUGCCUGCUGCCUCAGCCUGGCGCCUGCCGCGGCUGUCCUGGACACACUGCGUGACUCAUGGAGAGUGUUUCGGGCUGCCUUGCGGCAGGAUCACUACACUACGGAGGGGAUUGGGGCCCUUCCCCGCAGGCCGUGGAGCGAGCUACCCCCCUGCCGUGCGUGGCCACGGUACGAUGCUCUAACGAAGGCAGGGCCCCCCCGGGCGGCUCCUCUCCCGCCCCCUCCCUGCCUGACUUUAUUUAUGGCUGUUAUUUAUAUGGUGUCUAUUUAUUGUGGCUCACAUGGGCAAGGCCUGGCUGGGGUCUCCUUCUAAUAAAGACUUCCUUUUUCUAAA